AUAGCGCUGAAGAGAAGUGUCCAAAAUUCAAAUAUACUGAGGAAGGGAAGAUCGAGGGGUACCCCUUUUUGUCAAGGGCACAGUACACGGUGCCUAUCUGUCCAACAUGUGAACCGUUCCUGUCUCCCUCUCUUACAAUAUCUAUACAUACACACACAUAAUGUAUCUAUAUAUAUGCACACAACUGUCAGGUCGAUCGCUCUGAUAAUUCAUUCAUGGGGGUGUCAUUUAAGUGAGGACAAAAGCAGCCUAGGAUUUGAGUCUGAUUCUCUACUUGGUUUCUUCCUUCCUAGCUAGCCUCCACUGAUCAUCUCCUAUAUAUAUAUAUAUAUGUCGUCUUCUUGCACCUUUCAACUAAAACUACUCUCAUUUGUCUCAUCAACCCAAUAGAAAGAAGGAAAAUAGUAAAUAGAAAUUAAGAUCAGUAGUGGUUAAGAAGAAUGAAUUAUAAUGGUGUGUUGGGCAGUAGUGCUGAUGCUUCACAGUGCUCCAGUGUCCGUGAUUGUGAAUCUGGGUGGACUCUUUACUUGGAUGAUCAUCAGGCUUUGAUCUCUUCUUCCAGAAACGAUAUUAUUAUUGAUAAUAAUAAUCGUUUCCAGUUCGUUUACACAAGUACUGAAGAAGAGGACCUGUCUAUGGUCUCUGAUGCAUCUUCAGGGCCCCCAAUUAUCCCCUUUGACAAUAAUAAUAUUGUUUCUGAUCAUCAUCAUCAUCAUCAUCAUCAUGAAGGCUGUUUCUGCCAUUUACUUGAUGAUGAGGCUGAUGCCACAUUCCCUAUUGCCAAGAAGAUCGAGAAGAAGAAGAACGACUGUAGAAGUGGGAAGCUUCCAGAACAUCGUUCAUCUUCCCUUGAUGACACGGCGGCCAGCUCUCCUCCUGUCGUCAGCUUCCCAACCCAGAAGAACUUGACACUCACCAAGACUCAGGAGUGUUCUUCCAUGGAGAAUAUCUCUGCAAACACGCUUCCAGGGCGGUAGAUCUGCAUUACGUGAGCCCUUGGACUUCUUCCAGUCUUCUUCUCCUCAACUAAACCAUCAGAUGGUUUGGAGGGCAAUGGGGACGAGAGAUUCUGAUUUCUGAAGCCCAGAAGGCAGAAAAAACAGCUGGAUCUUCAAACUCUAAUCAAUAAAAGGGAUCUUCUAAUUCCAUGAUUUUAAUUAGUACCCUUUGAUGAUCAAUUAGUUAUAUUUUUAUUCUCCUCUUUGAUAUCCUCAAUAUGCUUCUUGGUGUCAAGGCAGUGGGAAACAACCUGAGAGUUGGGAGUGUCUCCGAGACUAGAAUUCUCUCGUCAAUGAACAGUGCCUACACAUUAGCUGUAGUUCUCUGAGCAGUGCCAUUAUGCCCCCACAGAAUUUCUGUUCAUGGAGCCCCAUGCCGCUUCUUGUUUAUAUGUUUCCAUCCAGCUGCACAACAUGUGUCUAGCUUGCUAGCUACCAUUUAACUCCAUUAAAAUAAGUAAUCUAAUCAAAGCUCCUUGCUUGUCGCUUGUGGCCGCUCUCCAAACAAAUAUUUUUACAAGUCCUAGAAGAAGUGCACCAUUUAAUUUAUAAGAAAUUUUUGUGGAAAAACUAACACUGGUGCUGUUUGUUUGUGGAGUAUAUGAACUUGAAGUUGAAUUCAACAAGAUCUAUUUUUAUCUCAUUUGGAAGGGAUCUUAUACAUUAUUCUAACCUCGUCUGCUUGGAAAGGUGUCAUUGGACUAGCUUUCGUACGCAAUUGUGUUUGUAAAUUCAUUAAUACUAAGAUGGGAUGGAUAGUGAUAUACGUGAAUUGAUUAAGAGUACUCAUUAAACAACGUUGAGGAUUGUUAAGAGAAUUAAAUCUCGAGGCUCACACUUACAAGACAAGGGUUAGGACUCUCCAGGAUGAUCCUGGAAAGACUCUUUGACCCUUAAAUCCAGGCUCAAGAGAAAAUAAUUAAUUAAAAAAAAAGAAAAUGUGAGUAUAGUUGAGAUAUCAAAGUUGAAAUAUACACUACAAAAAAAAAAAAAAAAAAAUGACAUUUAGUGACGGUUUUGAAAACCGCUGCUAAAUCAGCCGUCGUGGAGCAUUUAGCAGUGAUUUUCAGCAAUCGUUGGAGUAAUCGCCAAAAAUUACAUUUUUUGCGACGAUUUUUAAAAUAUUUAGCGGCAGUUUUUAGAACUGUCGUAAAAAUUAAAAAAAAUGAAAAAUUUUAAUUUUAGUGGCAAUUUUUAGAACCGUCGCAAAAAUUAAAAAAAUUAAAAUUUUUAAUUUUAGGAGUGGUUCUUAGAACCGCGACAAAAAUUAAAAGAAAUUAAAAAUUUAAUUUCU
Messenger RNA from Diospyros lotus (date-plum), 2292 nucleotides. Its product is annotated as protein SOB FIVE-LIKE 5-like. The transcript has 3 exons. Bases 441 to 977 code for a protein of 178 amino acids. NCBI's taxonomy places the organism in Eukaryota, Viridiplantae, Streptophyta, Magnoliopsida, Ericales, Ebenaceae. The record is from RefSeq and is a predicted model, not a curated record. Gene Ontology annotation, biological process: cytokinin biosynthetic process.